AUGCAGGACACCGAGGAGAGCCCGGCGGCCGCUGUGCCGACCGACGCCCCGGGCACCGGAGAGGAGACAGACGGGUCCCCACCGCCGGCGGACUCGCUGCAACAGCAGCAAGAGGAGAAGGGAGAGGGGCAGGAAGAAGACGGAGAGUCUGAGACGCAGCCGGGCCCCCUCGAGCCACCAGCCGCUGAGGAGUCUGCUGUAGCCGCCCAGCCCGAGCAGCCGCCGCCUCAACCGCCUUCAUCUCAGCCGCCGUCUGGCCGCGAAAGCCCAGAGAAGGCGGAGGCAAAGGCCGAGCAACCGGCCGGGGCCGAACCCGAGACAGCGGCGGAGGCCAAGACCGAGCCACUCGCCGAGCCCGGCGCGGCGCAGGAGAAUGGGGAGGCCGCUCCCGCCGUCCCGGUCGAGCUUGAGGACGAGAUUUCCUUCAGCGACCCCGAGGACUUCGUGGACGACAUCAGCGACGAAGAGUUACUUGGUGAUGUAUUGAAAGAUCGGCCGCAGGAAGCAGAUGGCAUUGACUCUGUAAUCGUUGUGGAUAACGUUCCCCAGGUUGGACCAGACCGGCUUGAGAAACUGAAGAAUGUCAUCCACAAAAUAUUUUCCAAGUUUGGUAAAAUCAUCAAUGAAUUUUAUCCAGAAGCAGAUGGGAAGACAAAAGGGUACAUCUUUCUGGAGUACAUGUCUCCAUCUCAUGCAGUGGAUGCUGUGAAGAGUGCAGAUGGAUACAAACUGGAUAAACAGCACACUUUCAGAGUCAACCUUUUCACAGACUUCGAUAAGUACAUGACAAUCAGUGAUGAAUGGGAAAUCCCUGAGAAACAGCCAUUUAAGGAUUUGGGGAAUCUCCGAUACUGGUUGGAAGAUCCUGACUGUAGGGAUCAGUACAGUGUCAUCUUUGAGUCAGGGGACCGGACCUCCAUUUUUUGGAAUGACAUCAAGGAACCUGUUCAAAUUGAGGACAGAGCAAGGUGGACAGAGACCUACGUACGCUGGUCCCCAAAGGGCACCUACUUGGCUACGUUCCACCAGAGGGGCAUCGCGCUUUGGGGUGGAGAAAAGUUCAAGCAGAUUCAAAGAUUUAGUCACCAGGGGGUGCAGCUUAUUGACUUCUCACCCUGUGAAAGGUACUUAGUGACCUUCAGCCCUUUGAUGGACACACAGGAUGACCCUCAGGCUAUUAUCAUCUGGGAUAUUCUGACUGGGCAAAAGAAGCGAGGAUUCCACUGUGAAAACUCUGCUCACUGGCCUAUUUUUAAAUGGAGUCAUGAUGGUAAAUUCUUUGCUCGAAUGACUUCAGAUACUCUUAGCAUCUAUGAAACACCUUCUAUGGGUUUGUUGGACAAAAAAAGCUUGAAAAUCACUGGGAUAAGGGACUUCUCGUGGUCUCCAGGUGGUAACAUAAUUGCUUUCUGGGUGCCUGAAGACAAAGACAUCCCAGCAAGAGUGACUUUGAUGCAGCUGCCUUCUAGACAAGAAAUCCGUGUGCGGAAUUUGUUCAAUGUUGUAGAUUGUAAACUGCACUGGCAGAAGAAUGGGGAUUACCUGUGUGUGAAGGUAGACAGGACUCCCAAAGGCACACAGGGAGUGGUCACCAACUUUGAAAUAUUCCGAAUGAGAGAGAAACAGGUGCCAGUGGAUGUGGUGGAAAUGAAAGAGAGCAUCAUUGCCUUUGCUUGGGAACCAAAUGGAAGCAAGUUUGCUGUGUUGCAUGGGGAAACUCCAAGAAUUUCAGUUUCCUUUUACCAUGUUAAAAACAAUGGGAAAAUAGAACUCAUAAAAACUUUUGACAAGCAGCAGGCAAACACGAUAUUCUGGAGUCCUCAGGGGCAGUUUGUAGUAUUGGCUGGCCUCAGAAGCAUGAACGGUGCCUUAGCAUUUGUUGAUACAUCAGACUGCACCAUGAUGAAUAUUGCUGAACAUUAUACAGCUUCAGAUGUGGAAUGGGAUCCUACAGGCAGAUACAUUGUCACUUCUGUGUCUUGGUGGAGCCACAAGGUGGACAAUGCAUAUUGGUUAUGGACCUUCCAAGGCCGUCUGCUUCAGAAGAACAAUAAAGACAGGUUCUGUCAGCUUCUCUGGAGACCACGACCAGCUACCUUGCUCAGUGAGGAUCAGAUAAAGCAAAUUAAGAAGGACCUGAAGAAAUACUCCAAGAUCUUUGAGCAGAAGGAUCGCCUGAGCCAGUCCAAAGCUUCAAAGGAGCUGGUGGAAAGGAGACGUACGAUGAUGGAAGAGUUCAGGAAGUACCGCAAGAUGGCACAAGAGUUGUACAUGGAGCAGAGGAACGAGCGUUUAGAGCUUCGAGGAGGGGUAGACACAGAUGAGCUGGACAGCAAUGUUGAUGACUGGGAGGAGGAGACUGUUGAAUUUUUUAUCAAUGAAGAAAUUAUUACCCUUGCAGAACCAGAGUAAUUAACAAAACUGUGCACCACCAUAUCUUGUGCUGAAAAGAAGUUUGUUCAUUUUCAGAAAGCCUACAUCAACUUUGGAAUUUUUAAUCCAUAUUCUUACACUCUGGAAGGGUGGAUGCACCAGAUUUUCUCCGUUCUGACACAUUGUAGUGCCUUUAAGUCUUGCUGCCUGCUGCAGUGAGAUACUGGAAAGGCGCUGCUUUUAAAUUUGUAUUCUUGGUUUGUUUUUUUUUUUUCUUUUUUAAGGGUUUGAUUUAUGUUUUGUUUUUUUUUCCCCCCCUUUUUAAAUCCACUACUACCAGUAUUUACUUCCUGACCCCUGUGCAGUACUUACCAACUGGCAGUUUUUGACUUUUGCCAGUAAGGUGAGAUCAUCAGAGCCACCCCUGUCUUACACACACACACAAUGUCUCUGUUUCAGGACUCUUUCUAUGUCCCGAGUGCAUGGACAGGUGUUCAUUUUGUUUGGGGAAAAGUCAACAGAACCAUUCUUUGUAUGAUGUGUUUUAGUGUGCUGAAGCAGCACUACAGUGGGCUAUAUCCUCCUCCUUUCAGAUUGUGAAAGGAUGUCUCUCCCUCGAAGAGCUGAAUAUGGAAAUAAAA
Molecule: messenger RNA, 3014 nt
Organism: Indicator indicator
Lineage: Eukaryota; Metazoa; Chordata; Aves; Piciformes; Indicatoridae
Gene: EIF3B
Product: eukaryotic translation initiation factor 3 subunit B
Exons: 19
Coding region: 1-2412 (803 amino acids)
Biological process (GO): translational initiation
Cellular component (GO): eukaryotic translation initiation factor 3 complex
Molecular function (GO): translation initiation factor binding; translation initiation factor activity; RNA binding
Source: RefSeq, a predicted model, not a curated record